This is a messenger RNA of Etheostoma spectabile (orangethroat darter), 3868 nucleotides long. RefSeq names its product DBF4-CDC7 kinase regulatory subunit (gene dbf4). The coding region runs from base 453 to 2360 and encodes 635 amino acids. Gene Ontology annotation, biological process: positive regulation of nuclear cell cycle DNA replication; regulation of cell cycle phase transition. Gene Ontology annotation, cellular component: Dbf4-dependent protein kinase complex. Lineage: Eukaryota; Metazoa; Chordata; Actinopteri; Perciformes; Percidae. Gene Ontology annotation, molecular function: nucleic acid binding; protein serine/threonine kinase activator activity; zinc ion binding. The record is from RefSeq and is a predicted model, not a curated record. The transcript has 13 exons.
UAUCUAAUGAAUUAAAUAUUCUAGCUAUAUUACCGAUUCUAGUAUAAAUUACUGCUUUUAAACGUGACAGGGGUUAUGUGACCGGAAAGUGUCAAACAUGGCAACGUAGAUUUCCUCCACCAUUGGAUUUAAAGCGGGAAUGAGACGAAGCAGUAAUCUAAAAGUUUACUAAUUUACAGCUGGCAUAGCUAACAGUAGAAAAAAACAUCGUGCCAAUGGAUCGUGUGCUGUAAUAAACACGCUAACACAACUCGGGUACCGUUUAUUAGUGUGGAAUUACGGAAUAAUGUAACUAACAUACGUUGAGCAAAGCAGCUAACCGACAGAUCCGGGGAAACGUCGAGACACUAACGUUACGUAACGUUACACGGGACAAACAAGGACAUCCUGGGUAUGUUGACUAAAGAAAAUAGGGCAAUAACGACGUCUUUUACUCAGUGAAAGAGAAAUGAAUGAAUAGAAUGAAGCCGAAACGCAUCCAGAGGCGUAACGUUACAGGACCCAAGUGGCAAGGGAAAGGUGCCAACACUGGUGGUGACAAAGCAGCCCUGAGCCAAGCUAAGCCAACAUGUGUGUCCUCUACUGCUCAAGUCAAACCUUUUGCUGGGAAAUUGUUUUAUCUGGAUCUGCCAUCAAACAGAAUAGCAGAGACAUUGGAGAAUGACAUCACAAACCUGGGAGGGAUUGUUGAGAAGUUCUUCAGUAAGGACAUUAGGUAUCUGGUAUCCAACAAGAGGGAGGCUAGAUAUGUGCAGUGUCUCAGGCAGGACUCUCCUGUUCCCAGCCCGGACACCGGCCCGAGUUCACCUUACCCUCGAACAAACCAGCACCAAUCUGGCACCCGUGAGGACAACAGCAAAAGCAAGUCUCAGGGCCAAACGGACUCUUUUGUUCAAAGUCGAGGGAAGUAUUUGGUGGAGAGAGUGGUGAAAGAGCAGGAGAGGGUGAAAAUGAACAAGAUCCUGUCAAAUGCUCUGGAGUGGGGUGUGAAAAUCCUCUACAUAGAUGAUAUAAAGGCAUAUGUUCAGAAGAAAAAAGAUAUUGUCAGCCGCCUGUGUCCUGCUACCACUGCUGUCAAAACAAGUGUCAGUUUACAGGUCAAAGUUCAGUCAGAAGCAAAGCAAGGCUUUCAAAAAUGCAAAGGGGGAAGGAUCAGUAAACCGUUUGUCAAGGUUGAGGAUUCAAGCAGACACUACCGUCCAAUCUACCUCACUAUGCCUAACAUGCCUGAGUUCAACCUGAAGACUGUUCCUCCAUGUAGCCCUUUCUGUGUCGAGGACAAGGAUCCUCCUGGGAACAAACAACCAGCACACAGAGGUGCGAAAGCCAGUGAAGAGCGACAACAUGGCCGAAAGAAGACGAGAGACAAGAAACGAGGCGGCUACUGCGAGUGCUGUAUGAUCAAAUAUGAGAACGUCACAACGCAUUUAAAGAGUGAACGUCACAAGGCUUUCUCCAAGAGUGACAAAUACCUGGUGGUGGACAAACUGGUUUCAACUCUGCAGCACUGCAACUUUCUCCACAUCAAAACUCAAGUUAAAAGACCAAAGUGCAGUGUUUCCUCUGUUCUGAUUGUUCCUGGACCAUGUGGGAAAACUGUACAAAGACACAAGGGAGAUCUUGAUACCACAGAAGAAGAACAGCAUCAGACUCUUGAUGGGCAUGAGGGUUCUUAUUCAGGACAGACUUUAAAAAUCCGAUCAAAUGCUGGUUCUGCUCCUCUGAUUAACAGGGAGGGGGAGAGGAGGAGCUAUUACACACUCUCUAACAGAUCCAAGCACAAAUCUAUUGCAUGUAAACGGACGUGUAGACAGAAUUCUUUGACUUCUUGCUCUCAAAAACCUGAGCAAGAUCCAAUUUCUCAGCCCAAGAUGGAAACGUCCCCCUCUAGAGGUGAACGUCUUCCCUCUAUUCCCUCCAGAGGUACUCGGGUCAACAAGGUGGCCCAAAAAAUAACUCAAGACAUGAACAGCCCAACUGCUUACUUCCACAAUACGAACGUACAGAAUGAAGCUUCUUCAAAAUGCCUUGAUGUUAAAACAAAUCGACAAGAGGAGUCUGAUAAUAAACAGGAUUCUUUAGUGUAUGAGGCUGUUGAGGAUGGAAACGUACUGCCUGACAAAAUGACUGCAAACAACCUCUCAGAAAGGGAAGAAGCGAGCCUUCCUACCCUAAGCUUCUCUCCGGUCCAGAAAAUACAGCGAAGGAUAAGAGUUUAUAAACGCAAAAGACAAAAAAUAAACACACUCGUUGAACGCGUAAAGCCGAGUGUCAUUCCCAAUGGCUCGAGGCUGAAACUUUGGGAACUUUUUCAGUCAAGUGAUGACAUGGAUGUGGAAUUUCUGGGCUUUAAGGACUAGGAAAUGAGGGGACUGAAUUGAAGGGAUGAACUGGACUAUUAUUACUUUUUCAUAUACUUGAACCAAAUCAAAUUCUGAGCCAUGGACUAUACAAGCUACUAGAUUUUUCUUGUCUUUAGAAACAUCAGUUUAACUAUGGUCGAGUGAUCUACAGUUGCCUAUUGUCAUUCAGGGAUGAAGAAAGCCUAAUUCUUCUAUUUUGUUUCAUAUCAGAUGAAAAGCAGCUUCUGAUGUGCUGUAGCAUUUUGUACACAGCGCUGUAUAAGAUAAUAGCUAAACCAGCAAACGAGGACAUUCCCAAUUCUCUUUACAAUGGCUUUAAAAUGACAUUUUUGUGUGUGGCAAAAACUGGUUGAAAAUAAUUUUUUAUAUAUUUAAAUUCUCAACCCAAAAACAACACAGAAUUUGCAAUUUGAAAAAAUGUCUUUGAAACUAAUAUUGCCAUAAAAUUCGUCUUAAAUGUACUGAAUUUAGUGACAUCUUGAUAUUGAGUUGCAGCCCUUUUCACGCAAUCCACAUCUUAGCUAAAGUUGAAAAAGAUUUCUGUAACUCAUCUUGUCUAAUCUAAAUUACCUUGUGAUGGUACUAAGGGAAAUCCUAGCUAAUAGCUUUUACCUGGGUUCAGUUUAUCAAUCUAGAAAUAGCUUUAAAUAAUUUUAUGAAAAAUACAUAUAGUGGUUGCAUAUGUAUUUUAAUGUGAAUACCUGCAGGUUGGAUGUGUGGUACUAUGUAUGACAUUUUAGGAUUCUUCCUAAGUGCACUUUUCUUGACCUGCCUUUGGGUGCUUUUUCAGAUUCAUUAGCGCAGCUUCAUUUUUUCCCCCGCAUUUAGUGCAUUGGCAUAGCGCCCUUGCUCUCUCUGACUGCUCUUAAAUGGAUGCACCGGGUCAAAUGACAGGCUCUUUGAGGUACAAGCACAGCUGCAAAUAAACUGGCAUAGGCAACACUGAAUGCAUUAGUCAUUCAUUAUUUUUUUUUCUCCUCUCAUACAGAUUAUAACUUGUUGCCACUGUGCUUUUAUGAUCAUGGCGCACAAACUGUUCCUGCCUCAUACAUGCAAUUGUAUACCACACAUUAAAGGGUCCAUCCAUUAUUUAUACACGUUUAUCCUGUGUGUAGUCUAAUGUAUUUUAGCGGGUAUACUGUACUAUAUAAAUAUAUGGACCAGAAUGGGCAUCAAAGUGGGGCAUCUGGGUAGAGCGGGGCAAUAUAUCGAUGUAUCUAUUCCCCGAUAUGAGACUAGAUAUUGUCUUAGAUUUUGGAUAUAUCGGAAUAUGGUAUGUGUUGUCUUAACCUGGUUUUACAGGCUGCAUUAGAGUAAAGUGAUGCAAUUUUCUGAACUUACCAGACUGUUCUAGCUGUUCUAUUAUUUACCUUGAUCCACUAAGUUAUUAAAUAAUUUCUAGAAAAUAUUUAUCAAAAAUCUCAUUGUGUAAAUAAUAUUUUGUUAAGGCACCAAUAAUCAACCACAAAAUAUCGUCGUAAUAUUGACAUUUAGGUAUUUGGUAA